This is a messenger RNA of Rotaria sp. Silwood2, 1095 nucleotides long. Lineage: Eukaryota; Metazoa; Rotifera; Eurotatoria; Philodinida; Philodinidae. The record is from the annotation of a GenBank genome assembly.
AUGGACGAACCAAACAGCUUCAGUAUUGUAUCAGUUAAAAGGUUAAUCAAUGUUGACAAUUUCGGCAAAGGUUCUAUACGAGAACAGCAUAAAACUUAUCGUAUUACUGUCGAGAGAACUGGUACUCUUGCUGAAAUGGAACAACUUGCUAAAGAGGCAGAACAAAUAUCCACUUACGCAAUGAAUCCGGAUGUAGUAUCCGAUACUGAAGAAUGGCAUAAACGAAAAAAGUCAUUGUCAAGCAAAAAUCAUGAUCAAAUAAAUGUACUAAAUAAAGAAUUAAGUGAAUUACACGAUUUUGAUAUUGAUGGACAACGAACGUAUACAACAUUGACUUCAUGUUCAUUCGAUGACUUCGAUAAAUCGGAUUGUCCUCGAAUAUCAUCUAAUAAAAAUGCUGAUUAUGAAUUAAGUUCUGAAGAAAAUGAUGACGAUGAACAUGAAGAAGAAACGGAUAAAGUUGCAAAUUACAAUGCUUUGAAUUCUAAUUUUAGUCAUUCGGUCGCAUUGAAAUCAAAAAAGCGUGCAUCAUCAAGAAUGUCUCGAGAACUGUCUCGAAAACGACUCCGAACUAAUGAUGCUUCGUCAACAUCCAUAAAUCAGGAGAAGACAGAUUUUCGUAAGCAAAUAGCUGCUAUUGCUCAUUCUUACGAUCAACACCAAAAAACACUUAAUUUGAUCUUAAACAAUCAGAAAAAAAUAGCAAAAGCUCUGCGCCAUCAUCAGAUUCCAAUUCAGUUGUUUGACGAGAUGGGAACUGAAGCAUCAACAUCUACUAAUUCUGGCAACGUUGUUUACGAAUCAAGUAAUGGUGAACAAAUUGAUCUUAUUCAAAUUCCUGCUGACCGAUCAAAUCCAAAUAAAUUCGUAUUGAAGGCAGUGGAUCGAAUAUUCACAGAACCACAACAACUGCUAGAUCUUGAUCCACGUUCGAUUGAUGCCGAUAAACGGAUUAUAACUAUUCGAGAUGCUGUUCAAGUCAAGUUUGGUUUAACAUCUGAGGAGUUAGCAACAGUUUGGCUACCGAUGUUGGAAUGCAUUAAAUCCAAGCGAAGAAAUUUAAAAGCUAAACUGCAAAAAGCUACGAACAUAUAA